Messenger RNA from Amborella trichopoda, 2425 nucleotides. The record is from RefSeq and is a predicted model, not a curated record. Lineage: Eukaryota; Viridiplantae; Streptophyta; Magnoliopsida; Amborellales; Amborellaceae.
AACACACCACCACGCCUCCGUUUUCCGUCUCUCAUUUCUCAGGCGCUCACCCUUCUCUCUCUCUAACUCCUCUCUCUCUCUAGAUUUCACAAAACCAAUAAUACCCGCGCGCUUACUCUCUCCUCCAUUGCACAUGUCCCGACUCUAUAAAGGCUUCCCUUUCUCAAGCAAAAGACAACCUCCUGUGAUUUGAUUCCAUAAAGAAAGAGAAACACAGGGAGCAAUGGACCGCUCUAACAGGCGGCCCUCUACCUCUUGCUUCAGAGGAGUGCUCAGUUCUUACUGGCCCUGCAUCAUCACCCUUUGCCUUUUCGGUCUAGCCGUUUUUGUCGUCUCCAACUUCCACAAAGGUCCAGAUACUGGAAAACCGGACUGGAGUUUUACACGCAAUUUUAAGGAGCAAGUUGGUCUACUUAAAUCAAAUGAGAAUGCUGAGUUACGUAUGAUAUAUGUAGAUGCAUCUGGUAAUCUUCGUGUUUACAAAACGAAAGUAAAGGAUCUGUCUCCAUCUUGGAUUCCGCGGGAUCGCUCUGAUGUACAGAAUAAGCCUUCAGCAUAUCAUAAGAGCGGAGAAGAGGUGUCACUUGAGAAUGCUGAAAGUAAACUAGAUGGCAGUGAUCAGAAUACCAUCUUUGUAGAAGGAUAUGGCAAUAUCUCACUGACAAACCAAACUAAUCCGGUUAAACUGGAACGUCGGUACAACCGAACUUUAAGGAAGGAAAAACGGACUGCGUUUCUCACGUCAUUGGAUGAUUAUACAGUGCAUAAGAUGCAGAUUUCAGCAAUAGAGCUUGCGAAGAAAUUCAAUGUGACAUCCCAGCCAAGAUAUGGCAUAUGGAGGCCAGACUACUCGAACUCAAGCACGACGACUCUGAAGCUUUUGCGGGAUCAGCUCAUAAUGGCCAAAGUCUAUUUAAGCAUUGCUCAAUCCAAGAAACAUGAUCCCCUUCGUAAAGCAUUGCUGACCCGUAUUAGAGAUAUCCGGCCUCUUGUAAGAGAAGCAACUUCAGAUGCUGAACUGAAGCCAAGUGCACUGGAUCAAGCAAAACAGAUGGGUCGUGUGUUGGCUUGGGCCAAGAAGGAUCUCGAGGAUUACAGUCUCGUGGCAAGGAAGUUGAGGGCCAUGCUUCAGAUUGCAGAAGAAUCAGUUACAGCUUUCAAGAAGGAAAGCAUGUUCUUGACCCAAGUUGCUGCGAAGCUAAUCCCAAAGCCUAUUCAUUGUCUCUCACUGAGGCUUACAACAGAAUAUUUCCUUAUGUUUCCUACUGACCAGGACUCGAAAGCGAAGGACCCACGAAUUGAUGACCCAAGCCUCUAUCACUAUGCUUUGUUCUCUGAUAAUGUGCUUGCUACUUCAGUUGUUGUAAACUCUACUUUGACAAGUGCAAAGCAACCUGAGAAACAUGUUUUCCAUAUAGUCACCGACAAGCUGAACUUCGCAGCCAUGAAGAUGUGGUUCCUCACAAACCCACCUGGAGAUGCUUCUGUUUAUGUCGAGAAUGUGGAUGAUUUCAAGUGGCUCAAUUCAUCGUAUUGCCCAGUUUUGCGCCAACUUGAAUCUGAGGCACUGAAGGCAUAUUACUUUAAGGCUGAGCACCCUACCACUAUCGCGGCUGCUGAUACAAAUCUCAAGUAUAGGAAUCCAAAGUAUUUGUCAAUGCUUAAUCAUCUGAGGUUCUAUCUUCCUCAAGUGUACCCCAAGCUUGAGAAGGUUUUGUUUUUGGAUGAUGAUAUUGUGGUGCAAAAGGAUUUGACGCCUUUAUGGGACGUUGACAUGAAGGGAAUGGUGAAUGGGGCAGUUGAGACCUGCAAGGAGAGCUUCCAUAGAUUUGACAAGUAUCUCAACUUCUCGAACCCGAUUAUCUCCCAGAACUUCGAUCCAAAUGCAUGUGGCUGGGCAUUUGGGAUGAACAUGUUCGACCUCAAGGAGUGGAGGAAGAGGGAUAUGACAAGCAUAUACCACCGGUGGCAAAAUUUGAAUGAAAACCGAACGCUUUGGAAGCUUGGAUCGUUGCCCCCAGGACUGAUUACCUUCUAUAACCUGACAUAUCCCAUGGACAAGUCAUGGCAUGUUUUGGGGCUCGGUUAUGAUGCAACAGUGAAUGAGACUGAUAUUCAUGAUGCGGGCGUCAUCCAUUACAAUGGAAACUUGAAGCCAUGGCUUGAGCUUGCAAUUUCCAAGUUCAUUCCCUUCUGGACCAAGUAUGUACCGGUUGACCAUCCUUAUCUUCAACAGUGCAACGUUGUCUAGCAAGAGGACCCCAUCGCAAGUUUUCCAAUUUUCUCUAAUGGGAUGGGCAUUCUUUACCUUCAUUCUUUCAAUUCGAUCUGGGUGUACGUGUUACAGUGAUACCCCAUCAUGUAAAUUUUGAGAACCAUUAACACCACAAUUCAAAGGAAUUGAACAAUUUGUACACAUCAUUCA